AUGACUGUGUGUGACGGUGUGGUGCCUCCAGUAGGUGGCGGCGACGCGGAAAUUCCCUCGUGCCCUUGCGUGUCCGAACGGGAGUGCUGCGCAGGGGGUGGCGGCGAGUUAAUCUCGUACCUCGGCGACAUUGGCCACUCCAUUCUCGUACCCGGUCCUCUCACCCUCAUUUCCUUCGCCCUGCUGAUACUCGUUGCCGUUACCUGGGCCUUUGGCCUCGCCUUCUACCACCGAUCUCAGGCUCCGAAUCAAUCGGCGAAGUUGAAGAUACCGCUCGUUUUCAACCCUGCCGACAAGAUCUCGUCACGUGACGCCAAUUGCAAGACGUCGCAGCGUCGUUGUGGUACAUCCGAUCGCGACAAGUCUAAGUUCCUCCGCGGUUUCCGAAAUCCAGUCCGGCACGCAACAGACGACAAACACUUGAUGCGAAACGUCAGUACUCAUAGUACACCGCAAAGUAUCGGUAACGUCACCUGGCACGAAUUAAAACGCGCGUUUUGUCUCCAGCCAGCCAACUCGCCAGGCCGAAAACGUCACAGAUCUCCGGCCGAGCUUGCGCUCGCCUUUUUUUCAAAAAUCGACAAGUCGCGAUCCCGCCAAUCAGCCAGCCGAUGCAUCGUGCACUGGUGUCAACCUCCUCUCCGUUUUACGUCGUCCCGAAAAAGCUCACCGGCAUCCUCCUGCACCGAGGCGUUUUCUCAAACAUCAACCGGCAGUGGGAAGUCCUGUCAGUCCGAGCCUCCGAUGCCGUUAUCAAGAUCCCGUUACUCCUUGGCAGGAUUAAAAACACCGCCGCGGCAGUGCUGCUGUGGAAGUCAGGAUAAAGGAUGCGCCGAGGACUGCAAUUUCUGUUGUUCCCUAAACUGCGGGACGACUGGAACGCCGGAUGGUAUUAGAGCGGGACACUCUGUUCAGCAGCGAGUAAGGGAUCAAGUGGUUUUUGCAAGCAGUCACGGACUCCGAAGGCCGAGCUUUCACGAUAAAUCCUGCGCACGUUCGUUGGAUGAUAUAGCCGUCCGGAUUACGAAAAGCACCGGAAUUUGUACGGAGUCGGAAUCGAAGCAUAGCUUGUUAUCGAGCGUAGAGAUGUCGAUACAACAGGAUGGCGAGAUUCCUUUGACGAAUCAUGACGGGAAUAACAGCGAGGAAAAUCACAAGCUCCGUGGGAAAGAAAAUGCGGUGGAUGAGGUCGGGCAUAACGAGUAUGAAGAAAAGAAAUUUCCGAAGGAAAGUUGCGCGGAGAAAAUCAUGCAGAAUUUAGGAGGUGACGCUCCUCACAGACAGGAUCUCAGCAGUACCGACAGGACUCGCAAGCACGAAGUUCACGAUGCUGCGACGGAUAUCGUAAGACAUUCUGCGCAGACAAUUUAUCACGACAAGGCGGUGGGUGACGAGAAAGGUAUUCGCAGGCAUCAUCGCCAUGCUCACGAGAGAACAAGGGACCACCGUCGAGGCCUCGUAGAAAACGCUUCUCGACACAAUUUCCAUCUUGACAAAGCAGUGGGCCACGAAGGGGAGAAUCCUGGGCUUAUUUGCCGCGAGAAAGAAACGAACGAAUUCCGGGAACAUCGUGCCGAAAGGAGAGGACUCGAAGCCACUUCCUUCCAAGAGCAUCCCGAAAAUGGAGGAAUGUCAGACGCGGAAAAAGAGAGGAUCAGCGAAAGGGACUGUGAUGGAUCCAUCGACCGAUCCAGGAGUAAAAUAAUUCCGGAAAUCAUUACGAAAAGUGAAGUUGAGGAUUGCACUUGUUCCGAAUCGGUCACUUCUGAGAUUCUGUUGGUAGGGAGCAGGGCGAAAAAUUCUUUAUCGAAGAUCAGUGAUUCUAGCAAAAUGUCUUUCGUCCUUGGCGACGAACGGCAGUAUUAUCCUUUCGGUAUUUCCGACCGCUCAGUAGCGACAAACACCUCAGAUUCGUACGUCACUCGCCGAUCGCAACGGCGACACGAACGCGCGUCCCGUAAAAAAUAGCCGAUUUUUUUAGUUGGUUAAUAUUUGUCGUCGUUUAUUUUGUCCUCUUUUAUAA
Messenger RNA from Neodiprion fabricii, 2023 nucleotides. RefSeq lists its product as uncharacterized. Bases 1 to 1968 code for a protein of 655 amino acids. The record is from RefSeq and is a predicted model, not a curated record. The transcript is spliced from 5 exons. Lineage: Eukaryota; Metazoa; Arthropoda; Insecta; Hymenoptera; Diprionidae.